AUGGAUGCCACUAGUAAAUUAGUUGAGACCAUCUUGUUCUUCUUGUGUCUGUUCCUAGUGGUCAUAUUCUUAACCCUUGCUUCCUUCUUCUGCACCCGCUUUCACACUCACAGAUACUCGCCACAAGUCGCUAAUGCCCGAAACACCGGCACCAAUGAAGUAGGCCUUGAUGAAUCCACCCUCCACAGCUUCCCAAAGGUUCUCUAUGGCCAAUCUAAACUCAAAAAGAGCAGCUCAACUUCCCCUUCUUGCUCCAUAUGCUUAAUGGAAUAUAAAGAAACUGACAUGCUGCAGUUGAUGCCGGAUUGUGGCCAUCUCUUCCAUCUUCAUUGCAUCAACUCGUGGUUAAGGCUGCACCCCACAUGUCCAAUAUGCCGGAACUUGCCAGUUCCGAUUCCGGGCGCUAUUACUCCAGUCAAUCAAUUGCCUCUCUUGGCAACACAACAAGUAUGA
Messenger RNA from Quercus lobata, 453 nucleotides. RefSeq names its product putative RING-H2 finger protein ATL71. The transcript has a single exon. Lineage: Eukaryota; Viridiplantae; Streptophyta; Magnoliopsida; Fagales; Fagaceae. The record is from RefSeq and is a predicted model, not a curated record. Bases 1 to 453 code for a protein of 150 amino acids.